GCGGAAGCUGGCCGAGCGCACAGAGGCGAGCGUGCAGGUGUCCGAGUUCAACGUCAGCUGCAAAGGUGCCGGGGAGAAGCUGGUUCUGUCUGAGCUCCUGCAGCCCAUCCAUCCCAGAUCCGCCCUGAGCAGCGUGAAGAAGGAGCUGACCAAAGUGAAGCAGAAGAAGGCAGUGGAGCUGCCACUCAGCAAAGAGGAGGCGAAGCGGGUCGUCAGGGAAGCCGCCUACGUCAGGACCUCCAAAGACGUGGGCAAGUGGCAGGAGGUGGUGCUGCAGAACCGGCGGGCAGAGCAGCUCGUCUUCCCCCUGAAGCAGGAGAUCGCCACGGUCGUCCCCCUGGAGCAGGCGGUUUCGGCGUGGAAGGCCCGCACUCCCCUGGAGCAAGAGAUCUUUGGGCUGCUCCGCAAGAACCAGCAGCCCAUCACGGACCCGCUCCUGACGCCGGAGGAGGCGGCCUCGCUGCAGGCAAUGAGCUUGGAGGAGGCCCGGCAGCGGCGGGCAGAGCUGCAGAGGGCUCGGGCCGUGCAGUCCUACUACGAAGCCAAGGCUCGGCGAGAGAAGAAGAUCAAGAGCAAGAAGUACCAUCGCGUGCUGAAGAAAAGCAGGAGGCGCAAGGCCUUGAAGGAGUUUGAGCUGCUGCACAAGUCGGACCCUGAGGCCGCCUUGGCGCAGCUGGAGGAGCUGGAGCAGCUCAGGAUGCAGGAGCGGAUGAGUCUUAAGCACCAGAACAAGGGGAAAUGGGCCCGCUCCAGGGCCAUUCUGGCUAAGUAUGACCUGGAGGCCCGCCAGGCCCUGCAGGAGCAGCUUAGGGGGAAGCGGGCCAGGAACAAGGAGCUGACGCAGAAGGUGCGGGUGGAGCUGCGCGAGGAGGAGCCGCCUGACGUCCCCGAGGAGGACCUGGCGUCGGUGAUCGUCCCCGUCGUCCCUGCGGGUGCCAGCACAGCUAAUCCCUGGAUGCUGGGCCAGCCCAGCGGCCCGGCCGAGGAGCCGGAGGUGCAGGAGGGUCCUGGAGAGGUUUUGGCACCUGGUGCUGCGGAGAGCAAGGAGGAGAUGGAGGAGGAGGAGGAGAUGUCGGAGGAGGAA
Messenger RNA from Mesitornis unicolor (brown roatelo), 1084 nucleotides. RefSeq names its product U3 small nucleolar RNA-associated protein 14 homolog A-like. Gene Ontology annotation, cellular component: small-subunit processome; nucleolus. The record is from RefSeq and is a predicted model, not a curated record. Gene Ontology annotation, biological process: rRNA processing. NCBI's taxonomy places the organism in Eukaryota, Metazoa, Chordata, Aves, Mesitornithiformes, Mesitornithidae.